Molecule: messenger RNA, 774 nt
Organism: Lithohypha guttulata
Lineage: Eukaryota; Fungi; Ascomycota; Eurotiomycetes; Chaetothyriales; Trichomeriaceae
Exons: 1
Coding region: 1-774 (257 amino acids)
Source: RefSeq, a predicted model, not a curated record
AUGGACUACCUGCGUAGAGCCUUCAAUCAGCUGCUCGAUCAGUACAUUCUGCGCCCAUCGCCAUCCAACAUCACGCCGAACCAUGAGCCAUCAGACGACGAGGACCACGUCACAAGCAUUAUCCGUAUCGCCCUGCUUCUUCGAACUCGUCUUCCAGCAGACCUAGUGCCAAUGAUCCUAGACCAUGCCGAACUCUGGCACCCGAUAGUUGUCGCGACCUCCCUCCACCCUGACAGGAUAGCUGAACCUCAAUCGCGCAAGCUGCAAGCCGCACUUGUUAUUCCACCACACCUACCUCGGAACAGUAUCCGCCUCAUCCGCCUCAUCACAGUGAGUCGCGAUCAAGGUUGGAGUUCCUACCCCGAGGAUCACGAUACGUACAGAGGAUCCUACACCUGGUUCGAGGCAGGCAUCCGUGGUCUGGAUCCUGAUAAUCUUGCCGACAUUGAAACCAUCUACCAGAACGUACCUGUCGAUUGUCAACAUCGCAAUGCCCUCGACCCGGAGCAUGUGGAUCUGUGUUUGGCGCACGAGGAGCGCUACAAAUAUGGUGCUCAGCGCAUCGCAACUAACAUCCAUGCAGGGAAGGACUUCAGAGAACACGUGGUUCAGUGGGAUUUAGAGAGUGAAGAUGAGGGAACCAGAAGGAUGAUCCGGGAGGUGAAAGGUGGCUGUAGGAUUGAGGUUAGUGCACACGCACAAUUCCCAGGCUGGGUAAAUUAUGUAAAGAGUGUGAAGAUUGAAGUCGAAUGUGCGGUGGUAAGGAAGAUGUAA